Messenger RNA from Haemonchus placei, 567 nucleotides. Lineage: Eukaryota; Metazoa; Nematoda; Chromadorea; Rhabditida; Trichostrongylidae. The record is from the annotation of a GenBank genome assembly.
AUGAUAACGCUGGUAUCAUCGAUGAUUCAAACGAUAGUACACAAACCAACGGGGGUGAGUCUCAUUCGAACUCCGAAGAUGCCCUCGAUAGCCAUUGACGAAGGAUCGUCUGAGAGAAAUCCUUCGAACAAGGAUGAGUCGAAGGAAGUCAUCAAGCAGUAUGAAGAAUGUCCGAAACGAGCGUAUGCAGGAAGUGACAACGGUUGCUGCGAUAAUGAAAAGUUCCUGAUUGGAGUGGCUAUACUUUUGAUGGUAUUCGCCUUGCUGACUCUCGUCAACUACUAUCACAUGGCCCUCGUUCCAUUACUCUUGUCCAUAGCCACAUCCAUCGUGAUUAUAGUUGGAGUUUGCACGAAAAACUCAGUAUGCAUGCUUAUCUCUAUGAUUCUUUUGAUAAUUUUGGCUGUUAUUGAAAUAGUGAAGCUACUCUUCGAGCUAUACCAUUUCAUAAAUGGUGAGAGCGAAGUGACUGCGAGAGCAAUUAUUGGCUUCAUUUUUGGUAUUCUGUUUUGCGUAACCAUUGUUUUCGCUAUCAUCUCUACCUGUGCACUUCGCAGAGAGUACUAG